CUAAAACAUCUGCCACCACAGCCACAUAGCCUCAGUUUUCAACUCCCCCAAACCCCCUGUGUGCUCCUUCACCCUUGAGGAUCGAUCAAAAAUGGGGGUAAUUAGCAGGAGGAGGCUUGUGGUUUCAGAUUUCAUCAUGUCUUUGAUGUGGGUUUGGUCAAGUGUCCUUAUCAAGAUGUUUGUUCAUUCAAUCUUGGGUUAUGGAGCUCAUGAUCUCAAAGGUGAAAUCCUCAAACAUGCAAUUUCUGUCAUCAAUAUGUUCUUCUUUGCCUUCUUGAGCAAAGCUACCGAAGGUGGGGCCUACAACCCUCUUACAAUCUUGUCUGGUGCCAUCUCUGGGAAUCUCUCCAAUUUCAUCUUCACUGUUGCUGCUAGAAUACCUGCUCAGGUUUUUGGUUCAAUUACUGGGGUUAUACUCAUCAUUGCGGCAUUUCCAAACAUAGGACUUGGGCCUCGUUUAACCAUUGACAUCCAUCGAGGUGCAUUAACUGAAGGAUGUUUGACAUUUGCCAUUGUUACCAUUUCACUUGGACUUUCCAGAAGAAGUAAUGCGAGUACGUUGAUGAAGACGUGGAUAUCAAGUCUGUCCAAGCUGACUCUUCAUAUUCUUGGUUCUGAUCUAACAGGGGGAUGCAUGAAUCCAGCUUCUGUGAUGGGAUGGGCUUAUGCUCGGGGGGAUCAUGUAACUAAGGAGCAUAUACAUGUUUAUUGGCUUGCUCCAAUACAAGCUACUUUGUUGGCUGUGUGGACUUUCAAUCUGUUAGUUUCCCCAGCAAAGGAUGAAAAAGAGAAGAUGAAAGAGAAAAAGUCAGAAUGAAGUAUUGGUCAUCAUUCAAUUUGAAAUCUCUCUCUACAGAAACUACAGGCUGAUAGGUUGGAAUCGGAUGAUUGCAUGAACUUACAUUUCUUUCUUUUCUAAACUUGAUUUUGUAAAAUGUUCAGUUAAGGGAUGUAAGAUUUCUUAGACCUCUAA
Lycium ferocissimum is the source of this 973-nucleotide messenger RNA. Its product is annotated as probable aquaporin SIP2-1. Gene Ontology annotation, cellular component: membrane. Gene Ontology annotation, biological process: transmembrane transport. The record is from RefSeq and is a predicted model, not a curated record. Gene Ontology annotation, molecular function: channel activity. The transcript is spliced from 3 exons. The coding region runs from base 92 to 817 and encodes 241 amino acids. Lineage: Eukaryota; Viridiplantae; Streptophyta; Magnoliopsida; Solanales; Solanaceae.